Messenger RNA from Rhinocladiella mackenziei CBS 650.93, 1374 nucleotides. RefSeq lists its product as uncharacterized. Bases 1 to 1374 code for a protein of 457 amino acids. Gene Ontology annotation, molecular function: protein binding. The record is from RefSeq and is a predicted model, not a curated record. The transcript is spliced from 2 exons. Lineage: Eukaryota; Fungi; Ascomycota; Eurotiomycetes; Chaetothyriales; Herpotrichiellaceae.
AUGGAUCAGCUUCCCACGGAAUUGGUUACUAACCUUUGUCUGUUUCUUGACAAACCAUCUUUACGCUCCUUUCGUCUUACCUGCAAAGCUUUCUCUGUCAUUGGUGGGAAGCAUCUAUUCCAGAAUUUCGAGUUUCGGCUCUAUCCAAACCACCAUAGAUUGUACCAGCUCGAACAAUUAGCCGCCGCCCCUUCGAUAGCCGCCGACUUGAGCUGCGUGUCUCUCGAGUCCGGUGUACAGCUCGAGUAUGCCGAUUAUAGAUAUUGGCAAGCGCAAGUGUACCAAGACAAGAGCAGCUCUUGGGAAAGAAGUUUGGCGACCAAAGGGGCUUCACGCAAUGAAUACAAUGCCUUUCAUGAGACACUUCAGGCCAGAUUCACAACCGAUCUUCCACGUCGAUACGACCUCUACCGGUGGCACAUGGACCAGCAAGCCGGAUCCAUGGCUGAACAACGAGUGCGGGAUAGUCUGGUGCGGAUCAUGGGCACGUUGGGCCAGUCUCGGCCCAAUUUGAAGUUCAAGCUAGUAAUGGCGGAGCCUGAGAUCCAACUGGAAGAGCUUGAGGCCUUCAAUGCUGAGCAAUAUGCAAAUGAGAAGCCAUUCGAUCCUGACCCGCGUCGCAGAAUCGCGAACCGCCGAAGACAUGUUCUGGACCACUUCAUCAACUUUCUCGAUGCCGCAAACACGUCGGGUUGUGAGUGGAGCGACCUCACAGCUACCGACAUGCCUCAUCAAUUGUUUAUCGCCGGAAGUUACCGUGACUCUCAAGUCCUCACGGAGGCUUUUCGGCGAUUGAAAAAGCUUGAUCUGAAGAUCAACGCAUUCCCGCACAGCGACUGGCUUUUUCGAAGCCCUUUGUCGAGAAUGUAUUUCGGAGGACGACAUCUGGCAGCGAGGAAGUUGAGGGAAUUGUUGAAUCAUCCCUCUCAACUUGAAGAAUUGAGCCUACAGUUCCCGCCGGAUACAACGGCGCAGUAUUCAUUCGAACUGUUUGACCAAACGAACAUCGACCGGUUCCCUCGGUUGUGGAUGCCACGUCUCAAGUCGCUCGCAUUGUGUGAAUUUCGAUGCACUUGGGACGACUUGGAGGCGCUGCUUGGUGAAGUUACACGUGUUCUCGGGGACUGGCAUGUGGAUGAGGACUCAGGAGUGUGGCAUUCCCAUAGUGAAGAGGACUUCACCCAUUGCUUUGCCGCGACAUCCUACGAAGGUCCGUAUGCCCGGGCAGGUAUGCGAUCGAAAGUUGAACGGUUCAUACAUGGAAAAGGGGAAUGCCCGUUACCACGCUGGACAUGGGAGAAUAAUACCCAAGAUCAAUGGGAGACGAUGGGGGACACAAGCUGGCACUAUAUUCGGGGGCUGCUUCGACAAUGA